AUGACGACAAUAGUCCUCCCGUCGAACAUUACAAUCUCUGAGGUGAAAGAACCCACUGAGGAGAUGAUCGACCAGGCGGUCAAGCUCACGAACGCGCUCCAGGUGGGAGACCCGUCGUGCAAGGCGUGGACGGGCGGAAACCUCGAGCUGCUGCCGCUGCUCAUGCACGCGAUCAUCAAAGCGACGUGGUUGUGGGAGGGCGCGGGCAUAACGUACGUCGCGACGGACGAGAACGGCGUUCUCGUCGGGUUCUCGCAGUGGCUCCCGUUGGGGCAAGACCUUUUCGGCUCAGAAGACCGGAGGCAGUUCGGCUUCGACGAGUUCAUGGAGAAGAUGUCGGAUGAAGCGAAGAAGUACUUCGCAGAAUCGCUUGGACGCGAGUUUCCAAAAUACCUCGACGAGGCUUUCGGCAUCCCGCAGUCCCAAACCAAGGUGCACUUCUGCAACCUCGUGAUGGUACAGCCCGAGUACCAAGGUAAAGGCAUCGCGUCGGCAAUGUUCAAAAUGGCGUACGAGGAGGCGAAGCAGAUGGGGGCAGUCGUAGCGCUGUCCACGGGUAACGAGCACAACAUCGUCGUAUACGAACACAUAGGGUUGACGGUGAAGGGUCACCAGGUGUUCCAGUCGCCCUGGGGCGAGUGGCCGAGCUGGGCGUUUGCAUGGGAGACAAAUCCAAAAGAGCCGUGA
Molecule: messenger RNA, 687 nt
Organism: Rhodofomes roseus
Lineage: Eukaryota; Fungi; Basidiomycota; Agaricomycetes; Polyporales; Fomitopsidaceae
Exons: 8
Coding region: 1-687 (228 amino acids)
Molecular function (GO): acyltransferase activity, transferring groups other than amino-acyl groups
Source: RefSeq, a predicted model, not a curated record